CGCCCAUACCCAAACGCCGAGUUUCUGUUCUUGACCUGCUGCCUUUGCCUGUCCCCUGCAGCGCUGGCAUCUGUUUGCUCUUUCCUGUGGCGUUUUAUGAUGUCAUCCAGGGACAUGUCAAUGUCCUCGGCUCCCGGCUGCGGCCCCGCCGCGGGGCUGGGGCCCGGCUGCGGCUCCGCCGCCUCCAUGGGCUCCGAGCGCGCAGUGCCGCCGCCCCGCGCCGCGCCGCACACUGCGCCUGCCCGGAAUCGGGCUCUGUGCGCCUGCGCAGUGGCGGCGCGGCGCCGGGGCGGCCCCGGCUGUUGUUAUUGUGGGGCUGGUCUGUGCCGCGCGAAGAUGGCGGCCGGGCAGGGGGGCGGCGGCGGUGGCAACGGCGGCGGGAACAACAACGGCAACGGAGCGGGCGGGCUGGCGAUCCCCGCUCACCUCACUCUCUCCUUCUCGGCCGGGCCGCACUGGGGCGCGGCGACUCUGCAGCAGCCGCACACGGUGCGCAGCCUGGACCGGGCCCUGGAGGAGGCGGGCAGCUCGGGCAUCCUUUGCCUCAGCGGGAGGAAGCUGCGCGACUUCCCCGGCAGCGGCUACGACCUCAGCGAUACCACGCAAGCAGAUCUUUCAAAGAACAGAUUUACUGAAAUUCCUCCUGAUGUCUGGCUGUUUGCACCACUGGAAACUUUAAAUUUGUACCACAACUGCAUCAAAUCCAUUCCAGAAUCUAUUAAAAACUUACAAAUGCUUACCUACCUUAACAUUAGUCGUAAUCUUUUAUCAACGUUGCCAAAAUACCUGUUUGAUCUUCCACUUAAAGUUCUGGUCGUCAGUAAUAAUAAGCUGGUCUCCAUUCCAGAAGAAAUUGGAAAAUUGAGAGAUCUAAUGGAGUUGGAUAUUAGCUGCAAUGAACUUCAAGUUCUUCCCCAGCAGAUAGGAAAAUUGCAGUCACUUAGAGAAUUAAACAUAAGAAGAAAUAAUCUCCAUAUGUUGCCAGAUGAAUUAGGAGACCUUCCCUUGGUAAAGCUGGAUUUUUCUUGUAAUAAAAUUACAGAAAUUCCAAUUUGUUACAGAAAGUUACGUCACUUACAAGUUAUAGUUUUGGAUAACAAUCCAAUGCAGAUACCACCAGCACAGAUAUGUUUAAAGGGUAAAGUACAUAUAUUUAAAUUCCUCAGCAUUCAGGCGUGCCUCAGAAUAGAUAAAAAACCAGAUUCUUUGGAUCUUCCAUCAUUAGGUAAACGAAUCCCUUCCCAGCCUCUCACAGACAGCAUGGAGGACUUUUAUCCCAAUAAAAAUCACGGACCAGACUCUGGCAUAGGAAGUGAUAAUGGAGAUAAAAGGUUGUCCACAACAGAACCAUCUGAUGAUGAUACAAUCAGCCUUCACUCCCAGGUAUCAGAGUCAACAAGGGAGCAGACAUUAAGGAAUGACAAUCAUGUAACGGGAAGUAAACUUGAUCCACAGAAAGACCAGGAGGUGUAUGAUUACAUUGAUCCAAACGCAGAAGAGGCAGCUGUUCCUGAACAAGGAGACAUACAGAUCGGACCGUUGCUGUCUUAUAUCAAGGAACGGGGAAAACAUCCUGAGAAAUCCCGGAAGAUAGAACAGAAUGAGGACUGGGGAGAUGAAAAAAGACUUCAGAAAGAGCAACUUCUGGCUGAAGAUGAUGAUGAACUCAAAGAAGUGACUGACUUGAGAAAAAUAGCAGCUCAGUUACUGCAACAAGAACAAAAACACAGGCUUCUUAAUCAUUCAGUUUCAGUAAGCACAAGGAGCAGGCCAAAGCAACCAAUGGAAUCUGAAAAAUGUGUCUCAACAGAUGAAGUGAAUUCGCCAGUGUCCCCAUAUAGUUGGCAGCCACUGGAAAACCAGAAGGAUUCAACAGACGAACAGCGUUGGCCAGAAACACAGCCAGUGAUUUGGCAGAAUGAGGAAAGAAGGAGAAGUAAACAAAUUAGAAAAGAGUAUUUAAAGUAUAAGUCUUCCAGGAAGAGUUCAAGUGGAAAUGAAAAUGAUGAGCAAGACAGUGAUAAUACUAAUGUGUCUCCACAGUCUCCUGUGUCGUCUGAGGAUUAUGAAAGGACAGAUAGUAACACUCAUGGUCCAUUUGGUCUCAAACCAAGGUCAGCUUUCAGCCGUGCAUCACGCCAGGACUAUGGUGCAGUGGAUCCUGGAUUUACAAUGAGGAGGAAAAUGGAGCAUUUAAGGGAAGAAAGGGAACAAAUAAGACAGCUUCGCAAUAAUCUUGAGUCAAGGUUAAAAGUAAUUUUGCCUGACGACAUUGGAGCAGCGUUGAUGGAUGGAGUAGUUCUUUGCCAUUUAGCCAAUCACAUAAGGCCACGUUCUGUUGCCAGCAUUCAUGUACCAUCGCCAGCAGUGCCUAAACUCAGUAUGGCAAAGUGCCGAAGAAACGUUGAAAACUUUCUUGAUGCUUGUAAAAAAUUGGGCGUCCCACAGGAGAGACUUUGCUUGCCUCAUCACAUUCUGGAAGAAAGGGGUCUGGUAAAGGUUGGCCUCACAGUUCAAGCUCUGCUUGAAUUGCCUACACUGAAAGUAUCUCAGCUUUCCUCCAUGUGACAUGACUUCUUGGAACUUAGACAACAUACCAUUUGAUCUGUUGAUUUGGAUUGCUCAAAGACAGUUCGACUUCCUACGUGGGAACACCCAAGCCAUCAAAAACUAUCUGCCCAGAUGCUGUAGAGAGCCUUACUUUGGAGUUAUAUGUGAAAACCUUGGAGUCAGCUGACAGUUAAGAGACCAUAAUUAUUCUUUCUUUUCUUUUGUAAUGGAUGCACAAAGAGAUUGCAGUAGCAUCAGGUUCUCUAUCCGGUUAAGUUAAAAGCUGCCAUUUAACAUCUCAGUGUUACAGUUAAAUGCUGGAUUUCUUUUCCUAUGUUGACAAUUUGGAAUCAUUUUCAAAGUGCAAAACAGACACCAACCCCUCCCUGUCCCCUCUUCCCGUGCCACUUGAAUCUUUCAAGUCAAUCAGUUGAUUUAAGGGUAAGACAAAAAACGUUGCAAUGGGAUGACGGCAAAAAUGUGAGCGGCUGAUCACUUGUAAUCCACUUUCACUCUCUCAGAAAGCUUAAUAUUUGCAUUCUUUAUCCUUUUGCACUCCUGAUUGUAACUUACACACUUCUAACAUUGCCAGUAUUGAGUCUGAGUGUACGGUGAUUACACCAAACAGUAUAAAAUGGGAAAAGAACACAUUUUAUUGAGUUUUUUCCAGUCUUCUAGGUUGGUGCCAAAUAUUUUAUUUCAGUUGUACUGUAGAUUGUUUACAUGUGAAGUGCCUGUGUAAUUGAUAACUCUUACUAGUCUUAAACAUUUUUGAAAUUUCUUUGUUUGAAAUAGAUGAAAUGGAAAUUUUUAAAUAUUUUAAUAGUUUUUUGUAAAAUCAGUAUGUGGAGAUUGAAGUAAAUACUUCACAUUUUUGAUGUUGAGUGUUUUCAGUUUGCACAAUUUACUUGGUUACUUUGUUGUCUGAUGAUUAGAAAAUACUGUAAAUACUUUUUAUUUAUGAUAUUUAAUUUGAUAAUACCUAAUCACUUUUUGUUUAAUGUAUUGUUGGACAAAAAAAACCCCCAGAAGUUGUCUACUCUUUCUUUGUUUGGGACAAAUAUCCCUGGUAAGACAUGAGGACUAAUGAUGCAUACAGAGUAAUUUAGGACAUUUUGAUAAGACUGCCAAAAAUCUCAGGUUUACGCUGUGACUUUCAGGAUUUUGUGUAAUACUGCUCCUUAUCUCACAUUACAUUUUUACAACAGAUAUAUCCAUAAUUUAGUUGGGAAAUAGCAGUGUUUAUCUUUUUAAUGUUUACGGGACUUAUUGUGUGACUUACACAAGCGUGGCAUAGCACAUGGAUCAGUUUGUACAAAUGUCACUGUGCUGAGACAUUGGACUUGUCUGGAUAAAUGUGAAAAAAGAAAACAACUCCACAGUGGUGAUUUUUUGAAACUUCUGAGUUUAAGUAUGUGUUUGCUGCUGCACAAAUUCUCAGUGUUUUGAGAACAUUCUGAAACCACACAGAGUUGAGUUCAUCUCCAAACAAGUUCCAAGUAAUUUCAUCAUGUUAGUAAUAAAUGUGUUUGCAUUAGUUUGUUCUUCAUGAAUAGGUAGCUAAAUUUAAAAACACCAACAGAUCUGACUGUCACAGAUCUUCUUUCAGGCCAAAUUAAUUUCAGUUGAGGGAUAUGUGUGCCAAGUGUGUGACAAGAUUUGAUUUUGUUCUUUCCAAUUGAUCGAGACCUCUUAUUCAUUAAAAAGAAAUGAGGGAAGGGUAUUGUUUACUCCUUCCUUCAUUUACUGUAGCCCUUAAAAUCAAGAGCUGAGAGGAAAAAUAGCCUUUUAAAAAAUCUUGUCAUCAGGAAAAGGUGUAUUUUAAAAUUCGUUGAUAAAAGCUGAAUCAUGUAAUAGUCAAAACCCACUAUUGUUUAUAUAUAACGCUUUCUUAAACUACAGCUCCUGGAGAGGCUGGUGUAAAACAGUGCAAAGUCCUCAGUAUAAAUCUUAGUUUACAUAAACACUUAUUUGAGGAAACUGUGUUGCUUUGACUGUUUGAAAUAUGGAAUUUCAAAUAUCUCUGUUUUUUAAAUCAUCCACGUAUUUUUAACAACUUCAGUCUCUGUUUUCUUAAUUAAAGGAAGUAUCUGAAAAGCCAUGCUAAGGCUAAAGUGAACAAAUAACGUAAUUCAUUAAGCAAAAUGCUUGUUGUCUGCAACAUUUGAAGAAGACAAGCAUUGAAAAAGAAUAGGUCAUUGUCUUUCUGUUCCUUGCUAUGGUAUUAACGUUACAAAGUUCUAUUUCAGUACGUUAGCUGUAGAAUCGCUGACUGGAAAUGAGCACUGUCAGUCAUCUGGCUUAAACUGAUCUACUCUACUAUUUCAUUGUCAUAUAUUUAAAUACAUUUUUUGAUCUUAAAAGUAACAUUUUUCCUAGUAGAACAAAAUUUUUAGUUAUAUCACAGUGUAAACAUUAAGAGCUCCCUUGAUGGAGCAUGCCAGAUGCUGGCCAGGUCUUUUAUUUUUUAAGCUUAGCUUAUUUUUUUAUAUUAAUGACUUAUUUUAUUAAGUACCUUGAAAACUGGAUAUGAAAUUAAUGUACUGAUUUUAAACUGUAUCUCUGAAGUUGAAAACUACUCAAAUACCAUUUCAAUUUUUUUUAGUGCUCUCGAGUUCUUCCCCACAAACUUGGUAGAAACAGACUUGCUUUGCCAUUCAGUGGAAGUUACUGUGACCUUCUCCACAUUUCUAGGGAAGGAGAAUCAUGAUUCUCCCAGGGCUUUUUAGCAUUGCAAAGAUUAAGCCCUUUGAAUACCCUUAGGAGCAGUCUGAGAAAAGGUCCACUGUGCCUGGAUUAAUCUUUUCUCGUCUUUCUUUAGCUGCUUUUACAAAUAAUAACAAUCUAAAGCCUUGCAGAAAUUGGUUGUUACCAUCAUUUUUUUUGAGCAACUGCAGAAAAGAUGCUAAAAAAGUUUUGAAUUUUAAGUUUUAACUUUAAAGCAGCCCAUGGAAAAUGUUGCUCUCUUCCCUGUACAAGAAUUUCCCUACUAUCCCCUUUCACCUUUUCUAUUUGUUUCCCAACAUGCUCUCCUUUGUUUGUUCAUAGAUACAGUGACUUCACACUGUUCAUUACUUCCUGCCACUAUCCCUCUUCUCUUUACUUUUAUUUCUUGAGGAAUUUCUCCAGUGGCAUUGGUGAUUCCAGAAUCCUUCCUCCCAACAUUUAGUAUGUUUGACAUACCCAGUUCCUGUUUUGUGUAGGAUGCAGUGUCAUGACUUGGUACGGCUGACAGGAUGGUUAAAAACAGAGGCCUGCCCAAUUCCUACUGCAGUUGCUCGGUUUUAGCUUUGGAUGUGAAGAAAAGUCAUGGAACUUGCAUUAAGUUUUCCUGAUAAAUGUUAGAGUUAACUAGGGUGCUUCUGUUGUGAAUUCUGUACAAAGUUACUGCAGUAAUGUGGUAUGAACUGUGUAAGUUGCAGAGCAACUCAACAUACAGGGCUUCUGGCCUGGUGUAUUUUUUGUUCUUUGUGUUAUUGGAUGAAGUAUGUCACCAAUGGAUAAUCUUUCACUUAAGCAAUAACAUCCCAGAUAUUGUGAGAUCUUAACACAGUAGCAUUUAAAGUAAUUGUUGCAGAGAGUGGUGACAUCCCACACAGCAUCUCAGAAAGGCUUUGCACCUGUUUCACAGUGCUGCUAAUCCAGUAUGCUAGCUGGGACACUACUGAGGAUGCAGAAAACCAUUUGUACCCGUGGAUCUGGAGGCCUUCCAAACUCAGCAAAAUUAUCAUAAAAUGGGGAGGAAUACAUUUGAAACAAUGAGAUACUGAGUCAUUAAGAUUUUACCCAGAAAUUCACUGAAGUCAAUGCAAAUUUUGCUCUUGUCUUCAGUAAAGGUUUCACCUUUUUGAUUUAUGAAACCCCUGAGCUGGAAGCAGUAGCAAACAUGGCUUACACUCCUUAGAUACUAGCAAAGCUUGAGUGUCAAAUUCCUGACUACAAAUAGUGAUCUUAGUAAAUCAAAGGAAACUGGAAAAUAUGACACUUGUUUCAUUUAUUUAAUGUGAAUUUCCUGAUGUGCCAUAUACAGUAUUGAAACAGUAGGAAAUGCUACUUUGAAGCACAGCUUUCAUCCUCUGGGAAGGUAUGUCACCUCAACAAAAUUGCAGGUGAGAACUACCAUCAGUUAUUUACUGCACUAAAAGCUGUAUUUCACAUCUCUUACUAUUUAGCAGCAGUCUUCUCAGAUUUUUGACAUAAAUCUGUAGCCAAAUUGAAACAAAAAAUGAAAUGGCAUCAGUUUUCACUGAAACCGAAUUUCCACUUGUCUUCUCAGUAUUGAAGAGAAGGACAAACAUCUGGCACUUCUUCCUUCUGAGGAUUUCUUAAAUGUUUGUAUGAAAGGUGGCUGUUUAACAUAUUGCAGCUGCAGUCUGCUGUUUUGUCUCUGAACUGGUCUGUACACCAGUGCAGAGAUACAACACGAUAAUAAUUCACCUGACUUCAGAGGGAGUUUUUAGCACUCUUUGCAGAUAGGAGACAGUUUUGUAAUAGUUCAAAUUUCUCUUCUUCCUCGCUAAGUCAGGCUAAUGUAUCUGUUUCCCUCAAGAGGUGCAUCAUAUUACAGUGACCUCUACUGGAAAAACAAAAGCAAGUAAGCAAAAGCCCACCCCAGUACACAUAAAACUGGUGAAAUCUCUCCUGUUUGCAGGUGACUCUGGAGCUUUCUGUAGAGGUUUCGGUAUUGAGAAAUUUGUUAUCUUGGUUUUCCCAAAGCUCCUGUGUUUUGAAUAGCUCUGUUCUAGUGCUGCAGAAGGCAUUGUUGAAUGUGUAGAGCAUUUGGCCUGUUCCAAGCCCUUCUGCCAUUUGCUCUACCCUUAACUUUGUGAGACUGUGUGAUGCAGCUGCUGAAGGACAUGUGCUGCUGCUGCCUCCUGCACAGGCUGCAGAAUUCUUUUAUUUAAAUGAUUGCAAUCAGAAUAAAAACACUAAGAAAAGAUGUCACUUUAUUUGAGAGUAAUAGAUAAGUAGCUGUUUACCAGUAUUUAAGUUCUAUUGGUGAAGCAUGAUGUAGUAAGAUGUGAAGCUUGGAAUAGGAACUGCAGAACUUCACUGACAGAAAAUUGCUGUUCUUGUUCCACAUGCACCCACAUCACUGUGGGAUAGAAGUGAUUCCUUUACAAAUGGAAGGAAAGGUGAACUGUAUUUUUUAAUCAGAAACUAUGGCACAGAUCUCUUACCAAAAAGAAAUAGGAAGGUAAAAAAUGAUUCUCUUCUUGUGAAGAGAGCUUCUGCUUAUCUUGACUGUUAAACCAGAGAACAUGUUUAAUUAACUGAGUUUUAGUUGAAACUUGCCCGUACACAGGAACAGUUCUGGCUCUCAUGUUUGUUGCAUGAUAAAGUGCUUUAUUUAUCUUCAUUUUGCAGAGUACAAUUCUGACAGCAUGUAAUCUUACAUAUGUGGUUAUAUUCAGUAUUUGUUUCCUCCUUGGUUUUGACCUUUGUCUCUCACUUUUUUUUAACAUAGAGGCAAAGGGAAGUAAAAUGACUUUAGGCUACAUGAUUAAUUUCUGUGGAAGGAAUACAAGUUGUUAUAACAAUUACAUCAUCAUUUUUAGUUCCAAGGUUUUUAUGGCCAACUACAUUUUUCAAAGAAGAGCUUUUAUUGUGUUUUUUUUCCAUACCUAUUUUAGGAUCUUGAUCUUAAAACAAACAAAGCCAAAAAGUCUUGCCAACGCUCCUUUAGUAUCUUAACAAAUGCUGAGGAGAAGCUCAAACUGACAUCAAAAUUAAUUGUUUUUGGAAACAUUUUAGGAGUAUUAGCUUUUAUGGUUGAACUUGAUGAUCUUAAGGGUCAUUUCCAUCCUAAAUGACUUAAAUGGAAACAGAAUUUCCCUCAAUAGUUUUCUAACUUGGGCUACAGCAUGAAAUCAGUCACUUCAAAUGAAUUCUUGGGUACUAAUGAGAACUUCGUCACUUCUUUCAAAGUUGUGUGAAAUACAGCAAACAUGACUUCUUUUCUUUUUUUCACAGUAGUUUUAUGAAGGCAAAAUGUGAAAUGGAGAAUAUUUGGUAAUAAUCACAAGGGUAUGUUUUUCUUCUUCUGUUUCAUUUUUAGAUCUGAGCGACCCAAUGAAAUCUUUCCAGAUUUGCUCUGUUUGGUUAGGAUUUGUUGAUGCCAUUCAUGGCAUGAGAACUCCCACUGCUUGGUAUUAAUAAAUGCAUUUUGGAGCAUGUGCAAGGUUGUGCUCUUCACAUGCCAAUGUUGAUAUGGUUGUGUUUGUAUUAAGCAUUGAUGCAGCUGUUCCUGUCUGUUGCACCUGCAGAUAACGCAAGGCUCUGCUUCCCACGAGGGGCAUCGCAGGCACUGCAGAAGGGUCAUUUGAUGGGUUACGUUGGGAAUAAUGUGAAUACUUUUUGACUCUUAGGUAAUGUGUAGGAUGAGGAAAAUGUGGUUGGUUUACAAUUAUCACUCAGUUGGUAUUCAGUUAUUUGAUUUUGUAACUCGUGGUUAUGAAACUCGGACAACGCAACGUCACCAGACGAUCGAGAUGUAAAUGUGUUGCGGGACGUGACCGAAGUAGUUCUGAGGCACAGUUGGAGAGUGAUCAUUUAAAAAUAGAAGCUUAAAUCGUGUAAAUACUUGCAGCAUCUUUGCUAGUGCGUUUUAAAUUCAUUCUGCGUUUCAUGUUCUUGUGAAGUGCAUCUUUCACACUUCUGAAGAUUGUCUCCAUAUGUAUCAAGUCUCUUUUUUCAGGCCUUCCAUUCUUGCUGGAGCUUCCAACGUCUGUGUUUCUUUUGAAAAUGUUCCUACUGUUAUUUUCUAUGUAAAUAGAUGGUUUUUGUAUUAAAUUUGCAUGGAUAAAACCUACAUUUCCAAAACCAGUGUACAUACUCUGUGGAUAAAAUACAAACUGUUUCUUAACUUU
This is a messenger RNA of Colius striatus (speckled mousebird), 9419 nucleotides long. RefSeq names its product leucine rich repeats and calponin homology domain containing 2 (gene LRCH2). NCBI's taxonomy places the organism in Eukaryota, Metazoa, Chordata, Aves, Coliiformes, Coliidae. Bases 97 to 2568 code for a protein of 823 amino acids. Gene Ontology annotation, molecular function: protein binding. The transcript is spliced from 23 exons. The record is from RefSeq and is a predicted model, not a curated record.